Coccomyxa subellipsoidea C-169 is the source of this 447-nucleotide messenger RNA. RefSeq lists its product as hypothetical. The record is from RefSeq and is a predicted model, not a curated record. The coding region runs from base 1 to 447 and encodes 148 amino acids. The transcript is spliced from 4 exons. NCBI's taxonomy places the organism in Eukaryota, Viridiplantae, Chlorophyta, Trebouxiophyceae, Coccomyxaceae.
AUGGCGGAGCCACCGAAAAUCAAGGGUCACUUUAUCAUCAACGUUGCAGAGGCUUCAGGAAAAAAUAAGGAAGACCAACUCGUCUGGGAUCCCAACUUCGUGGAGGGUUUUGUCAAAGGCAUCUUCGUGAAUGACAUCAUGGAUGCCGUUCCCAUUGACAAGUACUUUGAGCUCUUCAAGCCAGGCGCCGGUGGGGAGGGGGGUUUCAUCCGGAUCAGCAUGGACUUUGUGAAGACCUUGAAGGACCGUGGCGGCACCGCAGAUGGGGCAAAGGCACAGCCUGUGGGGUUCAAGCCUGCCUUGUCGUUCAAGGGGUACUCGCCAGAAAAUGUGGGCUUUGGGGCGCUGAAGAUUGCCCAGGCCAAGAACAUUCAGUUAGUGGUGAAAGAGAAGGAUGGCAACUUGCAGAAGGAGGCCAAGAAGGGUCUCAGUUUCUUGAAGAAGUAG